Acanthopagrus latus (yellowfin seabream) is the source of this 1349-nucleotide messenger RNA. RefSeq names its product elongator acetyltransferase complex subunit 5 (gene elp5). Gene Ontology annotation, cellular component: nucleus; cytosol; elongator holoenzyme complex. Bases 243 to 1133 code for a protein of 296 amino acids. Gene Ontology annotation, biological process: tRNA wobble uridine modification. The record is from RefSeq and is a predicted model, not a curated record. The transcript is spliced from 8 exons. Gene Ontology annotation, molecular function: tRNA binding. NCBI's taxonomy places the organism in Eukaryota, Metazoa, Chordata, Actinopteri, Spariformes, Sparidae.
UGCUACCUAGCGAUGCAUGCUGUACUUGAAUACGACAGGGGAAGUUUAAUUUUCUGUUACACAUUAAGUCUCUGUGACUGUAGGCCGCUCGUCGUUUUGAACUUUGAGGGAAGUCGUUUUUUCUGCUGUUGAAUUAUCGCGUUUCCCGCAAUUUUAUUCUGGUAUUCACAUUUAAAAGGGACGUAAAUCAGUAGCAUGCUAGCUCGUUUUAGCUGCCUUGUACAGUUUACACACAGUGAACCAUGUUGACAGAGUUAUUGCAAGGCACAGAUGCCGGAGGGUUUCUGUUAAUACAAGAUUCUGCUGGUUAUUGUGGUCGACACCUCCUGAAGAGCUUCAUCAGUGCUGCCCUGAACAGGGAGGAGGUCGUCCAUGUGCUUCACUUCGAGGUGAGUGAAGAAGAGCUGACAGAUGGAUUUAAAGGAUCCCACAUUCAGAGGCUACACUUUCACAAUGCCUAUACGGACCCGCUGGGCUGGACUGAUCUCCCAGCUUUCACAGUCCACCACUUUAAUUUGGAGGAACUAGCACAUCGAAUGAAGCAAACGUCGCACUCCAAACCAGUGACCUUAGUGAUCGACUCUCUGUCGUGGGUUUUGAGACAUCAGAGUCCUCCUGCUGUCUGCAACACUCUGCAGCAACUUAGAAAAGGGGGAGCUGUGAGAGCUAUUAUAGGUCUGCUCCAUGCAGACAUGCAUCAGAGGGGCACUGUGGGAAGUGUUUGCCACUUGGCUACUUCUGUCAUCACGGUAGCACCUGGGAUGAAGGGAGACGAAGCAGUGGCCAAGCUAACUAAGCGCUCCAAAUCAGGGAAGGUUAUGCAAGAUGAGGAGGUUUUCAGCAUCAAAGAGGAUCUUACAGUCAUAGUGCAGAGCAGGCCCAGUCAUGUUGGAGGCAGACAGAAUGAAGCAGAGGAACAAGAGACGGACCCAACAGCCAACUUGACCUUCAAUCUGCGACUGUCUGAUACUGAGCGUGAGGCCAAAGAGAAACUUGCACUUCCUUUUGUCUUCAGCAGGGAGAAGAAGACAGCUCUGCUCCACUCAGGCCCGGGUUCAGGACGAAUUCUGUACGAGCCUGAUGCCAAUGACGACUAUGACCAGGAGGACCCCGAUGAUGAUCUCGACGUGUAGUAUUAGGGUGUACAACCCACUGAAUAUAGUAGUUUCCAAAGCUUUAUCGACAUCUAUUAGAGCACUAAAGAUAGAAUAUAAUGCUCCAUAUUUCUGUAAAAAUCUGUAUAAUGUUUAUUAAAUGGUUUUAUCCAUAGUAGUUCUACCUGUAUAUUGAUCACCUUCAUCUUUUUAAAUGUUUUUUUUAAUUAUUAUUAAAAUAAAACAAUAACUUUA